Molecule: messenger RNA, 162 nt
Organism: Ilyonectria robusta
Lineage: Eukaryota; Fungi; Ascomycota; Sordariomycetes; Hypocreales; Nectriaceae
Exons: 1
Molecular function (GO): oxidoreductase activity
Source: RefSeq, a predicted model, not a curated record
ACAAAGCUUGCGUAUAUGGUCCGCCAGCCAAUUGGUAUUGUCGGGCGGAUUACACCGUGGAAUCUCCCGCUCAGUAUGACCGCCUCGAAGCAUAGCUCGGCAUUGGCAGGCAGCAACAUGGUCGUGUUGAAACCUGUAAAGCAAGUUACACUGGGUAUAUGA